Panicum virgatum (switchgrass) is the source of this 3465-nucleotide messenger RNA. Its product is annotated as ubiquitin carboxyl-terminal hydrolase 9-like. NCBI's taxonomy places the organism in Eukaryota, Viridiplantae, Streptophyta, Magnoliopsida, Poales, Poaceae. The transcript has 13 exons. Bases 203 to 3001 code for a protein of 932 amino acids. Gene Ontology annotation, molecular function: cysteine-type deubiquitinase activity. The record is from RefSeq and is a predicted model, not a curated record. Gene Ontology annotation, biological process: protein deubiquitination.
CAUUUUUCUUUUUCCAUUUUCCCCUUCAUUUUCUUUUCUUGGUUUCUUCCUUCCUCCCUCCCUCUCCCACCUCCCUCGUCGUCCACCCGAAUUAAAACGCUCGACCUGCCGAAGCCUGGCCAAACCCUAGGUCCCGAUUCGUCGCCUCGCCCGCGCUGCUCGGAUUCGAUCGGGCUGGGCGCGGUGUCGGAUCGGCGGCGGGAUGACGAUACCGAGCGCGGAGGGCUUCCUCCAGGCCUCGAGCUGCCUCCCGUGCACGGCGGAGGAGGAGCGGGAGCUCGUCGACGCGCUCACCAGGGAGGCUGAGGAGAAUGUCAAGGACGGGGAUCUCCGCUACCUCGUCUCGCAGAGCUGGUGGAUGGAGUGGCAACGUUAUGUGGGCUUAGUCAGUUGCGAUGAGAAUGGCACUGAGCAGCUUCCUCAGGCUACGACUAGACCCGGACAGAUUGAUAACUCAAAGCUUGUUUCAGCAGAAACAAUCAGUGGUAAUGAAGAGCCAGAGCUUCAAAGGACCUUGAUAGACGGGAAGGACUACACUUUGGUACCACAACAAGUUUGGCGGAAGCUAUUUCAAUGGUAUAAAGGUGGACCAGAAAUCCCCAGAAAAGUAAUUUUUGAUAGCCCAACUCACAAGGCUUACAUAGUGGAUGUCUAUCCUCUCUGUCUAAAACUAAUUGAUGGAAGAGAAUAUUCUGAACAGAAUAUCAGAAUAAGUAGAAAGGCCAAAAUUCAUGAGCUUUACUUAGUGGUUUGCUCACUCAUGUCAGUAGAGCAGUCUGAGAUUGUCAUCUGGGACUAUUACCAAAGGUCAAAGAGCAAGAAGUUGACUAACCUCAAUGAGACACUAGAAGAAGCUCAAAUUAACAUGGACCAGGAGAUCCUCUUGGAGAUGAAGCUAGAUGAGAGCAGUUCAGGUUUUAGUUCAAGAUCCACAAAUAAUGAGUUGGCACUAAUUCCUUUAGGACCUUCGACAUCAUCAUUAUCAAUUGCUGGAGGGCCCACCAUUUCAAAUGGUUUUUCAUCUGGAAUUGGUUCCAGUUUUUCGCAAGAUAAUAGCUUCAGUCCUUUACUAAAGGACUCAGCAGAUGGUUACAACAGUUUCAGCAAUGGAACUAAAGAUGAUACUCACGGAUUGAGUGGUUUACAUAACUUGGGUAAUACAUGUUUCAUGAAUAGUGCCAUACAAUCCUUGGUUCACACACCUCCCUUGGUAGAGUACUUUUUGGAGGACUAUACUCGUGAGAUAAACACAGAAAAUCCACUAGGGCUCCAGGGUGAACUUGCAGUAGCAUUUGGAGAGCUACUUAGAAAACUUUGGUCAUCUGGUCGAACUUCUGUUGCUCCACGUGCAUUUAAAGCAAAACUUUCUCGUUUUGCCCCACAGUUCAGUGGAUAUAAUCAGCAUGAUUCUCAGGAGCUACUUGCAUUUCUGUUGGAUGGACUGCAUGAAGAUCUCAACCGUGUCAAAAAGAAACCAUAUAUUGAGGCAAAGGAUGCUGAUGGCCGUCCAGAUGAUGAAUUUGCUGAAGAAUGCUGGAAUAACCAUAAAGCUCGAAAUGACUCAAUAAUUGUAGAUAAGUUUCAAGGUCAAUACAAGUCUACAUUGGUGUGCCCAGUUUGUAACAAAAUAUCUGUUACCUUUGACCCAUUUAUGUACUUGUCACUACCAUUGCCAUCAACAGUUACUAGAAUGAUUACUGUAACUGUAUUCAGUGGUACUGGAGAUGCUUUUCCAAUGCCUUUCACUGUGACAGUACAGAAAAAUGGAAAUUGCCGAGAUCUUACCAAAGCCCUUGCUGAUGUUUGCUGCUUAAAAAGUUCCGACGCAUUGUUACUUGCAGAGGUGUACGAGCGUCGGAUCUACCGCUACCUUACAAAUCCAAUUGAGGGACUUCACAAUAUAAAAGAUGAAGAUAUACUUGUUGCAUAUAGGCUCCCAAUUGGUCAUGAAAAACAUAUGAGGUUGGAGAUCCUGCACCGUAGGGCAGACAGAUGUGCUGCUGAGCCUCAGUUUAAUAUCAACCGGAAGCUCAUUGGGUGCCCCUUUGUGACUUGUAUUCCUAAUGACUCUACUGGAAAAUCUGACAUUUAUGCGGCUGUCUCUGCUGUUCUUGCUCCAUUUGUACGAGCGAAAGCACAUGGUCCUGAUGUGUCUGCAGUCAAGUUGAAUGGCAACGGGCCAAGUCUGGAUGGUAUUGUACUGACGGAUAAUGGCGCCACCUGCGAGGAGGGUCUCUCUACAUCAACUGGGGAUGAUCAUGCAGUUGAUGAACAUGUACCUUUUCAGCUUUCCAUGACUGAUGAAAAAGGUAGUGUGAGAAAUGCUAUCGACGCAGAUUCUAAUCGUGGUUUAGGAAUAGUUAUAAGGGUUUUGAUGGAUUGGUCUGAUAGAGAGCAUGAGAUGUACAAUAUUGAUUACAUGGAUGAACUUCCUGAAGUCUUCAAGCAUGGUUUUUUGUCAAAGAAGACCCGGCAAGAAGCAGUGAAUUUAUUUUCAUGCUUGGAUGCCUUUCUGAAGGAGGAACCUCUGGGGCCUGAUGAUAUGUGGUACUGUCCUGGCUGCAAGGAACACAGGCAAGCUAGCAAGAAACUGGACUUGUGGAGGCUGCCCGAGAUAUUGGUAGUUCACUUGAAAAGGUUCUCAUACAGCCGCUAUAUGAAGAACAAGCUUGAUACUUUUGUGAACUUUCCAAUCCAUGACCUCAAUAUGAGCAAGUAUGUGAAGCAGAUGUCAAGAGGUGAUCGGCAGCCCAUGUAUGAACUCUAUGCGGUGAUCAAUCAUUAUGGUGGUCUGGGUGGUGGACACUACUCUGCAUACGCGAAGCUAGUUGAAGAGGAUAACUGGUAUCAUUUUGAUGAUAGUCAUGUCUCCUCUGUUAAUGAGGAUGCGAUCAGAACGUCUGCAGCAUAUGUGCUUUUCUACCGACGUGUUAGGGGUUCAUGUACAGUAUCAAAUGGUGUUCCAGUCGACAUUGAAAUGGUUGAUUCACUGGAGACGUAGCUCCCUAAAUGAAAACAAAUGUCAGUACAAUAUUGUGGAUGGAAAUAUGGAGAUCAGAAUAUUGCUCGAAUAUGCAAGUCUGAACAGUACAGUGCAUUGAUGUAUGGUUCCAUCCAGCUGUCGAACGAUAUUUUGAGGGCGUAGCAGAGAUGGGAGAAAUUAGCAUGGCAGCAUGGAUGGAUCUGCCGCCCUGAUAUGACCAAUUAGGGUUCCUGAUUUCUUCUGUCACCCAACCUUCGAGUAGGAAUUGAUCUUGGGAGGUAAAUCGAGAAUACGUUGAAGGCAAAGUGUUUGCUGAUGUGAUUUUUUUUUUGCUAAUAUGCAGAUGUAGCUCUUGGGCCUACUAUUAUUGUUGCUGUUAUGUAGCCAAGGGAAUGCAAACUGGGAAGGAAAAAGGAUGUAAAAAUGCUUCAUAUUCUUUUUGUUACAGCUGUGCUACAGCCAAAUUUUGAUUCCGAUCCUCA